UUAAAUUAAAAAAAAACAUUGAACGAUAAAUUUUUAAUACCGAUACGCCCCUGUAUACAACCUUUUUGUGAGGGAUGUGUGAUAGUGCCAAGGAUAUGCACCUGAGAUGGUCGACCACCCCACCCCCUUCUCAAAGAAUAAUACAUUAAGCUUUUAAACUAAGACAUCAAAAUACCUAAAAAUCAUACUACCGAGUACCGACACAGCAUGGCAGACUAARCCUGUUUUAUUAGACAGCCUGGGCUGUUGACUGGGCUCUUGUUGUACAUGCCACGUUACUUCACAUAGACACCUUGGUGAAUUAAUGGGAGAGCCCCAUUGACUAUGGAACUUAGUACAAAACCAACCAAAAUUUCCUUUUUCUUUUCCCCUGAUCCCCAAAAGCAAAAUGGCAUCCUCCCUCCCAAGUCCCAACUUCUCCAAAGUCCAAACCAUAUUCUUUAAUCUUUACGGCCGCUAGAUGUGCUAGUGCAUAGCGGUUCGGUCUUUUUCUGUGUCCAGUCCAAUUAAAAUCCACUAAACACAUUACGCGCUCUUUCUGUUUCUGUUAUCCCCUGUGGCCUUGCUCCUCAAUAAACCCAUGCAAUGCAAUUGGUGAUCCAGACCAGAUAUAGUAGUUGUAGUAGUACGUCUAAUCAUAACUUCUUAUUCAACUCCUCCAUUAAUACCAAGAAAAAGAAGAAACAACAGCAACAUCGAAGGAACACUCACUAUACCUCCGACACCACUCUCUCUUUUCCGAAAUCAAAUCCAACUCCCCUCCUCAUAAAUCCAACUCCCCAUCUACAAACAAAACACCAAGCGCUCGAGGCCGUUGUCAGCGACCUUGAAACCACAGUAGAAAAGGGCAUCAAAGUCGAACCCCAGAUUUUCUCCUCCCUCCUUGAGACAUGUUUCCAUAUGCGCGCAAUCGACCACGGCAUCCGAAUUCACCGUCUCAUCCCCCCGACCCUCCUCCGCAAGAGUACCGGCUUGUCGUCGAAGCUCCUUCGGCUGUAUGCUUCGUGUGGAUACGUCGACAAGGCUCAUCAGCUCUUCGAUCAAAUGCCAAGGCGAGACGCGUCUGCGUUCGCUUGGAACUCCCUCAUCUCCGGGUAUGCUGAACUGGGUCUUUGUGAAGAUGCAAUGGCACUUUAUCUACAAAUGGUGGAGGAGGGUGUCCAGCCUGAUCGGUUCACCUUCCCACGCGUUGUGAAAGCGUGUGCUGGUCUUGGGUCGAUUCGACUUGGGGAGGAAAUCCACCGCCACAUUGUUCGUUCGGGAUUCUUCGCCGCUGAUGUAUUUGUGCUUAACGCCCUCGUCGACAUGUAUGCCAAAUGCGGUGACAUUGUAAAAUCUCGGAAGGUGUUUGACAGGAUUGCUGAUAAAGACUUGGUUUCAUGGAACUCGAUGUUGACGGGUUACAUCCGUCACGACCUUUUGGUCGAGGCAUUGGACAUUUUCCGGGGGAUGCUUCGUGCCGGUUUUGAGCCGGAUUGCAUUGCCAUAUCCUCGAUUCUCGCAGGGUUUUCGUCGUCUAAACUUGGAGUUGAGAUUCAUGGGUGGGUUCUGCGCCACGGGCUUGGGCAGAAUUUAUCCAUUUCCAAUUCUUUGAUUGGUAUGUACUCAGAAUUUGGCAAGUCGGACAGAGCACGCCGGGUGUUUGAGCAAAUGUUGGAGAGGGAUGUUGUAUCAUGGAAUUCCAUAAUCUCAGGCCAUCGCAAAGAUCCACGGGCGCUAAUAUAUUUCCAGCGGAUGGAGAACUAUGGUGUUUUACCAGAUGGUGUCACAUUUGUCUCGUUACUAUCAGCGUGUGCUCAUUUGGGUUUAGUAGAGGAAGGGAAACAACUGUUUUCCAAGAUGAAACGGGAAUAUGGAAUAUCAGCAACCAUGGAACACAAUGCAUGCAUGGUGAACCUCUUCGGAAGGGCAGGGUUAAUCGAUGAAGCUUAUGAAAUGAUAACGAAGAGGAUGGAAUUAGAGGCUGGUCCUACUGUUUGGGGAGCUCUACUAUUUGCUUGCUCCGUUCAUGGGAAUGUGGAUGUGGGAGAGAAGGCUGGAGAAAGGCUCUUUGAGUUGGAGCCUGAUAAUGCUCAUAACUUUGAGCUUAUGAUGAAGAUCUAUAAGAAUGCAGGUAGGCUGGAGGAAGUAGAGAGGGUGAGAAGAUUAAUGAUGGAUAGAGGAUUGGAUUAAUGGUUUCAACUUUGAAACGAGGAUCUUGGUUUGGUCUCCAACUCCAAGCACUGUCCAUUUGUUUCUUGGAUGGUAGAUAGAUUGGACUAGGACAUAACCAAGGACCAAGGUAAACGUUGCUCCAGCACUACCUACCAGUGAAAGUUGAGCUGCUUCUGGAUGCAGGACACAUCUACAACAACAAUCUUCGUUACAGCACUGAAAUCUCUAUCUACUUCCAAAUGUGGAUGGUUUUCGUGGUGUUUAUUGUUCUUUCACAAAAAAAAAAAAUGUCGAUGCGGGUUGCUACCAUAAAUUACAAAAUGAACCAAUGAAGGACGGUUGGUAUAUAUGGGCACCACCUAAGACUAAGAGUGUCUACGUUAAGUUUGCAUGAUCAAUGAUUUCCAUUUCUAAACAUCUGGUCUGUGCUUUAUUUUCC
Molecule: messenger RNA, 2593 nt
Organism: Nelumbo nucifera (sacred lotus)
Lineage: Eukaryota; Viridiplantae; Streptophyta; Magnoliopsida; Proteales; Nelumbonaceae
Gene: OTP70
Product: Tetratricopeptide repeat (TPR)-like superfamily protein
Biological process (GO): RNA modification
Molecular function (GO): protein binding; RNA binding
Source: RefSeq, a predicted model, not a curated record